AAACUGUGUUCACUUUCACUUUUUUUCUUUUUUGAAGCUUCAUAAGUUGUAACUCUACAUAUGUACCUUUCUAUGACUACUGGAAACUAGAAUUAGUCGCGUCCCGACUAUUAUUAUUACCUUAUCUCUUGCAUAACUCAUAACCAUACACAAGGGAAGGCCCGCUGAUUCAAUGCUGUUAUGGCAUUCAUGCGCCAAUUGACAGCAAGUCUGUCAAUACUGUCCACCUUUGUCUUCCCAUUCGCUACUUGCCAAGCUCAAGAUGAAGCUGUCCUCAACGCUGAAAUUGGCCGCUUAAACAACCAGAGCCUCUUAUGGGGUCCUUAUCGGCCAAACCUCUAUUUCGGUGUUCGGCCCAGGAUACCUCAGAGCUUGACCACCGGCCUCUUGUGGGCAAAGGUUGACAACUACGUCGAUGUCCAGAAUAGUUUCCGCUACACUUGUGAGCAAAAUGACGGAAUGGCCGGUUAUGGAUGGGAUGAGUAUGAUACUCGGACUGGUGGCAUUCAGCAUAUUCAUGAUGCUGGGAACAAGAUUGAUAUCACUGCCGAAUUCGUCAAAAUUCCUGGAGGUGGUCAUGGUGGCAGCUGGGCUGCCCGUAUCAAAGGCGAGCCUCGGCCUGAUGCACCUCCCGCUCUCAAGACAACCGUUCUGUUCUACGUCGCUUCUGAAGCCAUUGGUGAAGUAGUUGAUGUUGCCAGUACUGGUGAUUCGAAUGGAUUCGAUGGGGAUGUGGCCUUUGUCGGCAAAUCCAAAGCUCUUGGGGACUAUAAGCUAGUCGUGACUAAGGGCACCGGUGAACGCCCCAGCAGCGACCAUCCUAUCUCAUCACAAAGAGAUCUCGACAAAACGAUUGUGCAAUCAUUCAACAUGCCUACUGAACACUUGUGGCAGGCUAAGCAAUUACUAUUCCAGCAACUUAAACUCGGCGUUGACGAGAUCAUUAAGGAAUAUGGAGCUGAUAAUGCGCCACCUCCUUGGCAAGUUUACCAACUUACAAACAAGCCCGGCCAAGGAAACUUUCACUUUGUUCAAAAGGUUUUCGAGGGACCAUUUGAGCUUGACAUUCUCUUCUCAAGUGGUUCGGCUAGUGAUGAUACCACGAGCGAAGAUUUGACUCGGGAGAUCAAGGCCACUACCGAAUCCUUCAACGACCGGUUCACUGACGUCUUUGAACCUCAAGCUCCAUUUCACACCGAUAAAUAUCGCAAGUUCGGGCAAAGCAUGCUUUCUAACCUCGCCGGAGGUAUUGGCUACUUUUACGGACAACAUGUCGUGGAUCGAUCGUAUGCCCCUGAAUACGACGAGGAGAACGAAGGAUUCUGGGAGGAAACUGCCGAGGCCCGCGCCCGCAGACAAGAGAAGCUCGAGGGACCAUACGAGCUGUUCUCUAGUAUUCCGUCUAGGCCUUUCUUCCCACGUGGAUUCCUAUGGGAUGAGGGUUUCCACCUUCUUCCUAUCGCAGACUGGGACAUUGAUCUUACUCUUGAAAUUGUCAAGAGUUGGUACAAUCUUAUGGAUGAAGACGGUUGGAUUGCUCGUGAGCAGAUUCUUGGCGAAGAAGCCCGAAGCAAGGUGCCGCCGGAAUUUCAGGUUCAAUACCCACAUUACGCCAAUCCCCCGACGCUGUACUUGGUACUCGAGGCUUUCACGGAGAGGCUGCAAAAGACAAAUGGUAGUCAGCACGUUGGUAAAGAGCAGCUGUCUCAAGGCGUUGUUCUUGAAAGUGCCCACGUUGAUAAUCCAUCUUUGGGUAUCGAGUACCUCCGUACCUUGUAUCCUCUUCUACGACGACAGUUCUUAUGGUUCAAGAAGACGCAAUUCGGAGACAUCAAGUCGUAUGACCGGGAAGCAUAUUCGACAAAGGAGGCUUACCGCUGGCGCGGACGAUCUGUCCAACACAUCCUGACGAGCGGCCUGGAUGAUUACCCUCGUCCCCAGCCUCCUCAUCCUGGUGAGCUCCAUGUGGAUCUUAUGUCUUGGAUGGGUAUGUUGGCUAGGUCUUUGGCGAAGAUUGCGGACUUUGUCGGCCUGCCUGAGGACGUCCAAGAAUACAACAAAGUGCUUGACGGUAUCUCACAUAAUCUCGUGGAUCUUCACUGGUCUGAAUCUGAGGGCUGCUUCUGUGAUGCCACGAUCGAUGCCUUCGAGGAGCAUACUCUAGUCUGCCAUAAGGGCUAUGUAUCCAUAUUCCCGUUCUUAUUGGGCCUCCUACAGUCUGAUGAUCCCAAGCUCGAAAAACUCCUUGAUCUAUUAGGGGACGAAGAGGAGUUGUUCAGCCCCCAUGGUAUCCGAAGCCUGAGCAAGAAGUCCGAGUUCUACGGUACCGAUGAGAAUUACUGGAGGAGCCCCGUAUGGAUCAACAUGAACUACCUCGCUAUUGUGUCACUCCGAAACUAUGCCAUUCAGUCAGGCCCCUAUUCCCACAAGGCCAAGGAUCUAUACGUGAAGCUGCGCAAGAACAUAGUUGAAACCGUAUACCAGAGCUGGGAGGAGACAGGCUUCGCCUGGGAGCAGUACAACCCAGAAACCGGCAGCGGCCAGCGAACGCAGCACUUCACCGGCUGGACAAGUUUAGUCGUCAAGAUCAUGGCGUUGGAUGAUUUAAGCUGGUGGACUGGCCGCCAUGUGCGGGAUGAAUUGUGAUGAGGUAAUUUCUCUGGCUGGGUAUUUCUAAAUACUUAACUUAGGUAUCUGGGGCUUUUUUUUUGGGGGGGGGGGGGAGGGUCAGAAUAGGUCGGAUUGAAUGACUUUACGACGUGCUGAAAGAUUAAAGAAACAAUAUAGGCGCCUACUUGAUUAAUAGUAGGUAGAGGUAGAAUACCGAACCAAAACAAACCAAAAACAAUGAUGAAAAUCAUGGCUAGGUAGAUUUGGAAUUGAACCAAUAAAUGAUAAGAUGAAAGAAGAAACGGUUUCUGUUUUUUAUUUUUUAAUCCUUUUAAACUCUU
Messenger RNA from Hypoxylon fragiforme, 2951 nucleotides. Its product is annotated as glycoside hydrolase family 63 protein. The coding region runs from base 181 to 2646 and encodes 821 amino acids. Gene Ontology annotation, molecular function: Glc3Man9GlcNAc2 oligosaccharide glucosidase activity; DNA-binding transcription factor activity. Gene Ontology annotation, cellular component: endoplasmic reticulum membrane. Gene Ontology annotation, biological process: positive regulation of DNA-templated transcription; protein N-linked glycosylation; oligosaccharide metabolic process. NCBI's taxonomy places the organism in Eukaryota, Fungi, Ascomycota, Sordariomycetes, Xylariales, Hypoxylaceae. The record is from RefSeq and is a predicted model, not a curated record. The transcript has 3 exons.